Molecule: messenger RNA, 1549 nt
Organism: Oppia nitens
Lineage: Eukaryota; Metazoa; Arthropoda; Arachnida; Sarcoptiformes; Oppiidae
Product: anaphase-promoting complex subunit 6-like
Exons: 2
Coding region: 82-1512 (476 amino acids)
Source: RefSeq, a predicted model, not a curated record
UAUUUGUAUAGAUUUGGCAAUUAAUUGAACUCCAAUUGUAAGCAUUGAAUACAACCAACAGUUGGCCACAYAUUGUAUAACAUGUUGUUUGACAAAGAGUUGGUUAUUGUCACCGAAAAGCUUGUUUUAAACGGUUCGGUGUCUUAUCUCAAUGCAUACAAACAAACGGAAAUGUCUGAAACCGACACUUUGACCGAAUCAAUGACCGAAUCGUCAAACGACAGUCUCAUCGAAAAGACGACCGAAACUCAAAACAUUACCAAAACAGACACCGAACUGAUGGCAAAAACAGACACCGAACUGAUGGCMAAAACAGACACCGAACUGAUGGCCAAAACAGACAUCGAAGCGAUGGCCAAAAAAGAUUUUGAAUCUAUGACCGAAUCAAAAGUUGUUACGAUAGACGAAACGAUUACUAAAAAUGUGUCUGAAAUGCCAAUAAUAUUUAAGACAUCAAAUGAAUUGGUGAUGAUUUUAAAGAAAAGAUUUAAAGAAUAUAAAAAUAUAAUAAAAGAAAAGACAGAUUCACGACAUCGCUUACCAUUUGUUAAACUCAGUCAGUCUUCAAAACUCGACAAAUGCUCUCUUUAUGUGAAGAGUCGGGGAUUUUCAAAAACAACUGACGAUAAACUCAAUAGACUUUGUAAACGACUCGACAAUAAUUAUAAUGAGAGUAAUGAUGAACACAAAGAGCGCAAAGAUAUCAAACAAUCCAAUGAUUUUCAAAUUAACAAAAAGAGAAAAUAUGAAUUGAUUGAUAUCUUUAAAGGUGACGAUGAUAUCGACAAUGAAUUGGACAGAAAAGAUCGUAAAAAAUAUUUGAAGACUAAUAAUCAAACAAAUGGCGAAUCCGACAAAUCGACAUCAAAUGAUAAAAAUGGAUCUAAAUUUACAAAAUUGAAAGAAUUUGAAUCUAAAUGUGAACCACAAAGAAAGCCACAGACAUAUCAAUACAUAUCGAGUAAACAAAUUGGACUCAAAUCACAAGAUAAUGGACUUUCCAUUUAUAACAGCAAUUUAAAUGAACUUAACUUUAAAAUACCUAAAAAGGACUCUCAAGACACCAAAUCUAUGUUAGAUAGGGCUCAGUCAUUGCGGACAAGUAAACGAUAUGACGAGUCUUUCAAUCACUUGGUUCGUAAUCUCACAGAAAACCAAUGGAAAGAACCCAUUGUUUUGGAACUAUUAAUACUAUUAGCUAAAGGAAUGGCCAGUUCUAAGGAUUUCUAUGGUCCGCAUACUAACACUUUUGCGGAUAUCAUCGAUAAAAUAAAGAGUUUACAGUAUAUUGAAGACGACUUUUGGGAUUUUAUUAUUUAUUGCACAUUCAAGAAGAAUACCAAUAAUAAGAGUCAUCAAAUCAAUUUGUUUUUGUCGGGUCUCUAUGAAUACCUAUUGGAAAGAAAGAUAAGCGCACGAGUCGUUUGCAAUGAGGCCGUUAUCAUAGCCUACCGGACACUCAAUAACCAACUUUCCACUAAAGAAUUACUUGAUAUGCAGUCCAUUGAUUAGUGAUUAUCAAGAUUUAUAGAUUAAUUUAUUUUUAUUU